CUUGCAGGCUCCGCCAAUGCAGAGCAGGGCCAGGAGGUUAGCCCUGCCUGCCCGGCCAUGCAGGUUCCUGCCCGGCGCGGGCCAUGCGGGGAGCGGGUGAGAAGGAUGCUGUAGCCUUGGACUUCAUCAGACUCCCGUUCAGGCGACCCUCGGAGCGUGGACCGCGCACGCCGUCUCUUACCCCUGAGCUCCUCCAAAGUCGGGAAGUGACCGAGUGCAUCUUUCCACGCUUCGCUCCUGCAGACCUGCACUAGCCAUGGCUAGCCUGGCCGCCAAGGACUCGUACUUGCAGAGCUUAGCGAAGAAGAUCUGUGUCCAGGAGGUCCCGGAGUCCCGGAAAAGAAAAUUUGUUUCCAAACCAGCUGGGUCUGAAAAUGCUGGUAGCCAGCCAAAGAAAAAAAAGAGAAAGAAACCCAGAAAGCAAGCUGAGAAGACGAAAGCUUUUCCAGGGAAGCGGGUGGCUCCUGAUAACAACAAACUUGCUCCAGCCAAGCCAACAGCUCCAAAAGCUAGCAAAUCCAUCCCAGCUAGGCCAGCAGCAAGCAAACCUGAGCACGUCGGCACAGGUGGUAAAAUUGAAUCCAAUUCAUUUUCUGCUAUGAAUAUCUUGCGUCAGAGGUUACAUGAGAAGAUGCAAAAAGCCUCUGGUCAGGACAAAGAGCUGUCUCCAGCUGUGCUGGAAAAGAGGCGCCGAAGGAAAUACGAGAGGGAGAGAAAGAAACGCCGGAAAAGGGAGCUGAAAAUGAAGGAGAAAAUGGAGAAGAAGGGAGCCCAGGAGGUAGCUGCAACUGUGGCGCCACAAAGCAAGGAGGAGGAGAGCAAGGCUGAGAUGGUCUUUAACAGAGUUGAAGUCCAUGAUGAGAAUGAGCUAAACAAGGCACAGAAUAGAAAAGAAAAGAGGAAAAAAGUGAAAGGCAACAUCACUCCACUGACCGGCAAGAACUACAAGCAGCUGCUAAACAGGCUGGAGGCUAGGAAGAGCAAGCUGGAGGAGCUAAAGGAGAAAGACCAAAAGAAAGCCCGGGAGCUGGAGAAGAAAAUAAAGUGGACUAAUGUCCUCUAUAAGGCAGAAGGUGUCAAGAUUCGUGAUGACGAGGACCGUCUGAAAGCAGCCCUGAAACGCAAGGAGAAGCAGAAAGCCCAGCGCCAGAAGCAGUGGGAGAAGCGGACUGAGCAUGUGGUGGAGAAGAUGCAGCAGCGGCAGGACAAGCGGCGCAAGAACAUCCAGAAAAAGAAGACGGCUAAAAUAGAGAAAAAGAAGAACAAGGCUCGGAAGAAGGGUCGUAUCCUGCCGGAGGAUCUGGAGAAAGCUGGUGUUAAAUGAGACUGAGGCUGCCAGUCUCUUCAGCACAGGGAUGGACUUUCAGACUGUGUUCAUAGGGCUUCGUCUGGGAUCUGUUAAUAAACUCUUUUAUCAAAUUGCUCUGAUAAA
Molecule: messenger RNA, 1432 nt
Organism: Alligator mississippiensis (American alligator)
Lineage: Eukaryota; Metazoa; Chordata; Crocodylia; Alligatoridae
Gene: SURF6
Product: surfeit 6
Exons: 5
Coding region: 257-1324 (355 amino acids)
Biological process (GO): ribosomal small subunit biogenesis; ribosomal large subunit biogenesis
Cellular component (GO): nucleolus
Molecular function (GO): DNA binding; RNA binding
Source: RefSeq, a predicted model, not a curated record